This is a messenger RNA of Haemonchus placei, 2769 nucleotides long. The record is from the annotation of a GenBank genome assembly. Lineage: Eukaryota; Metazoa; Nematoda; Chromadorea; Rhabditida; Trichostrongylidae.
AGCAUGAGGCCAAUUGUCUUUCUAGUCUUAACUUUUACUACGGCUUGUGCUGUCUCCCUGAACACAUACUGGGAUGAUAGUGACACGAAACGAUUGUCGAAGGUCCUUGAGAAUGUACUCGUAACUAAAAAAGACAACAUCGCUGCUCUUCACUUUGCGGCCAGCGGCUUGAAACUCCUCAAUGUUGCUCCACCAGCAGAUAAAGCCAAAGGCCAUUAUUUCCAGGCUGCUUGUGAGAUCGCUAAGAAAGCUGACCUCACGAAGCUUGAUGUGCUCUACCAUGCCUCUGCCCUCUCUGGCGACCUAACAGAUUGUGCUCUAACUGGUAUUGCAGAGGCACAAAAAACGAUCGAAGCCGUGCUUACCGCGCCUAACCCUAACGGCGAACGCAUCACUCAAGCGCUGCGUAGCGCCGAUCGUUUGAAUAUCAAGGUGGGGUUUUCUGUGGACAAAGCUGCUUUCGACAAGCUUCUCGCUACUACACUGAAAGACGAUUCGCCAAACAAUCUCGCUUGGGUAUUCAAUGCUGCAGCCCUGUUAGACAAAGCCCAGGGAGCCAAAUAUUUCGACAAAAUCAAGAACCUGGUGUCCCAAGCGGAUGAAGUUGACGGACGUUUCCUGCAGUUUGAUGGUGGUCUAACAACGACAUCAAACGCUAUUCAUGGAAUAAUGUCGUUAGCCGAGCAACAAGGAAAGGUCCCAGCUGUUUCGAAAGAUCAACUCUUACUGUUUACUAAUUAUCUUCUAUCUCGAAAACACGUUUCUACUGAAAAGGCUGCAUUCCACUUGCUCAGCGCCCUUGGAGUCCUUGUGAAUAAUCAUCAGCUUGUGCCAGUUGUUGCUGCUCGACUAGGGCCUGUGAUGAUUCACCGCAUGAAGCCAAUCGUCAUUGCUGUUUGCAACGUGUUUGGCUUACCUAUUACCGUGUCGGGUGUCCGGGUUGAUAUCACACCGGAAGGAGGGUCUUCACCUGUUAUGGGUAACUUGCCGCUUACACCCUCUCAGGCAUUACCAAUACUCUUUUCAUUUGGUCCUGAUAAGAUGCCCGAUUCACCUGGCUUCUACACCGUUAAUGUGAAAGCUGAAUCCCAGGACAAGAGACUUGUUGGACUAACCAGUUCGAGCAUAACUUUGAAGUUAUCCGAUGAAGUGAUGAUAGAGGAUUUCAAAGUUGGUGCCCUUGAAAAAGAUGAUGUCGUCAGCGGCGCCAACCUAGCUAGUGUUGCACAGUUCUCGAAGUAUGGAAAGGUACUUUCGGCCGACAGUACCAAACGGUUGUACAUGUCGUUCUCGGUCAAAAGCAAGGUUUCGAAUCGUUUGGUCCAACCCCAUCAAGCAUUCAUUCUAUUCAAGCAUGUCAAUGGUGCCGAAGUUUUCUACACAGCUGAUGUGCAAACUGGAGGGAAAUACCUUGUUGAUAUAAACCUUGCCAAAGCUCACAAAGAUUUCGAGGGUAUAUCUGGAAAGUAUACAGCAUACCUUGUCAUUGGUGAUGCUACCAUAAAGACUCCAAUAAACUGGCCUUUUGCGGACUUUGUGCUCUCUCUUCCACCUGCUCCUGUAGAGGUCGUACCCAAGUCCCAGCGUAUCAAUUAUGAUAAGCUGCCAGAAAUUAAGCAUAUCUUCCGUCAACCUGAAAAGAGGCCAUCCACUGUUGUUUCCGAUGCUUUCACACUGAUUUGCUUGGCUCCGCUGUUGCUUCUGUUUGUGUUGUGGCUGCGUAUUGGAUUGAACUUCGGUAAUAUGCCGCUCAACGUUUGGACCCUGAUCUUCCACGGAAGUCUUGCAGCACUAUUUGCCUUGUAUUUCGUGUUCUGGCUCCAGCUGAACAUGUUUGAGACGCUGAAAUAUCUGGCUGUGGUCGGUGGCCUAACCUACCUCGCCGGUAAUCGCGUCCUGAGGGCAAUCGCAAAUAAGAGGAAGUCGUUUGUUCAGGCCGAGCGAAUACGCCGGAAUGAAGAAAUCUGGGCGAAUCCCGAUUCAAUAGUGCAUCGCUUACCAGAACAUUACUGUAAACGAUAUUGGGAUAAUUUAUUGCGUGAUGCUACACCUGUGCAUUAUAGGCCUCCUACUUCUCGGCUGUACUGGGAUCCUGUGCGAAAGGUGGAGGUGGAAGCGGAAAAUUUUCCUUUGUAUGUUAUUUAUCCACCCGAGGCUGAUAAGGGCUUAUGGGGAGGGGAAGGUGUCGUGAAAGGAUGGAAGGAAUCCCGUCCGUAUACGAAAAAGAAGAUUCUGCCAAGGCAUUGGGUUCCUCAUCUUUACUUUCCUGCUCUUAGGAGCUACGUGCUUUAUUCAGAAAUUCUCGAUAAACAUUUAAAGGUGACUGUUACGGAACGGGCUCUACGAUUGAUCGAUGAAAACUUUGGGCUUGACUACUAUAUAUUGCGUACUCCUGAAAUUGAUCUCGCAUCGAAGUUGAAACGAGAAAUGCUUUUAACCCUUGCAAAAGAGACAUAUUAUCCAGAGGAUGAGGAACGUCACAACUAUAUCAAACAAAAGUAUAAGGAAUUUGUUAUUCCUGCCGAAGAAGCAGACUGGGUCGGAUUGGAUUUGAAUGAAGCGGCCCGCAAACAGCAGGAAAUCGAGGAGUCACAAGUACCGGAGCCUUUGAAGUACAAAUUUGAAAGAGAGUUAAUUGCUCGGCUACGAGCUGGUAAAGAUUUGAUCGCCAAUGAAGAAGAGUUUGCACCAAAGACUGAAGAAAGUAAAUUUGGUGAACGUCUUCUCGGAAAGUAUCUCAAUCCAGUAGCUAGGCGAUUUAGACGGUAG